Danio aesculapii is the source of this 2931-nucleotide messenger RNA. It is a transcript of the gene mpp1, whose product is annotated as MAGUK p55 scaffold protein 1. Gene Ontology annotation, cellular component: cell-cell junction; plasma membrane. The record is from RefSeq and is a predicted model, not a curated record. Bases 269 to 1675 code for a protein of 468 amino acids. The transcript is spliced from 12 exons. NCBI's taxonomy places the organism in Eukaryota, Metazoa, Chordata, Actinopteri, Cypriniformes, Danionidae. Gene Ontology annotation, molecular function: signaling receptor binding.
UAGUAACUACGCAAGUGCGCACUGUAAAGGAAGCUGCAGUGUUCCAGCCCCCUCCUCACACCAAUGUUUAUCUGCUUUGUCAGCUUGUCUUCAAUCUUGCGCAAACUCUGGACUUCGAGCCCGAAUCUUCUUAUCUUCAGCUUUCUUAUCGCGUCGCGAGUCGCUCUUCUCUGACCAGCCCCUUUCGGACCUUGAGCCGACCAAACUCGCUCCAGACUACUUUCUUUUCUUUUUUAAAGAUCUCCCCUCCCCUUUUAAACAGUGAACCAUGACAUUAAAUUCCAAUAAAAACGAGCCGGCUGUCAUUUUGGAGCGGGUGAACAGCGCGCGAACGGCUCUCUCAGACCUCUAUCUGGAACAGCUGCUGCAGAAUAAACCCAAGUCAGAAAAGGCCGCCAUGCAGACAUAUGAAUGCAAAGGGCAGGAGGUUUUCUCCAAUGGCAGUGCCGGACAUACGAACGGCAGAGAUGCGACCAGGAUGAGGGAAGUCGCCUUUGAGAAGAACCCGUCUGAACCCCUGGGAGUAACUUUAAAGCUGAAUGAGAAGCAGAGGUGUACAGUGGCCAGAAUACUGCACGGAGGAAUGAUACACAGACAAGGUUCUUUACAUGAAGGAGAUGAGAUUGCAGAAAUCAAUGGGACAAGUGUUGCUAAUCAAAGUGUAGACCAGCUGCAGAAGAUUCUGAAAGACACAAACGGUGUCGUCACACUGAAAAUCAUCUCCAACCAGCAAAGUCGCCCAAUGGCAUGUGAGAUGUAUAUGAGAGCACAGUUCGACUAUGACCCAGCCAAAGAUGAGCUCAUCCCGUGUAAAGAAGCGGGCCUGAAGUUCCAGACGGGCGAUAUUAUUCAUAUCAUCAACAAGAAGGAUCCCAACUGGUGGCAGGGGAAGGUGGACAGUUCCUCCACAGACUUCGCUGGACUCAUCCCUUCUCCAGAACUGCAGGAGUGGCGAGUAGCAAGCAAAAGCAAAGCAACACGGGAAGCUGGACAGUCCUGCAGUCCUUUUGGCAAGAAGAAGAAAUGCAAAGACAAAUACCUCGCCAAACACAGCUCAAUCUUUGACCAGCUUGAUGUCAUAUCUUAUGAAGAGGUGGUGAGACUUCCAGCAUUCAACAGAAAAACCCUGGUUCUCAUCGGCGCACAUGGAGUUGGAAGGAGUCUUAUUAAAAACUCACUGCUGAGCAAAUAUCCUGAGAAGUUUGCUUAUCCAGCACCACACACAACUAGAGCUCAGAAGAAGGACGAGGAAAACGGCAAGGAAUAUUACUUUAUCUCCAACGACGAGAUGACUAAAGGUAUUGUGGGGAACGAGCUGCUGGAGUACGGCAGCUAUCAGGGACACAUGUUCGGCACAAAGAUCGAAACCAUCCACAAGAUCCACGAGCAGGGCAAGAUCGCAGUGCUGGAUGUCGAACCACAGACGCUGAAAGUGCUCAGAACGGCAGAGUUUGCUCCUCUCGUGAUCUUCAUCGCUCCCACUAACACCGGCAAUCAGUCAGAGGCGGUGCAGAACAUCCAGAAAGAGUCGGACAGCCUCCUCUCUGCGUACCGACACUUUUUCGACGAAAUCCUGGUGAAUAACGACGUGGACGAGAGCGUGAAGGGGGUCGAGGAAGCCAUCGAGAGAGCGUCCUCAAGCCCACAGUGGGUGCCCAUCUCCUGGGUUUACUGAAACACACACACGCACACACACACUCGCAAAACACACAUACUCACACUCGCCGUCAGGACGGUUUGCACAUCAGCGAACGGUUUAUAGAAUGUCUGCGAUAAAGAAAGAAAAGCAAUAAGUUUGUUCCUUUUGUUGAAUGAUUGUGAAACUGCAGAGCGUUAUAUCCGUACCAGGACAGUAUAUAGCAUUAAGCGAUGACAUUGUUAGCGAUGCAAAAAGGACCUCUACUGUGAUCCAAUCUGCCCUCUAAUGGCAAAGUGUGGUAACUACAAGUUUGCUCAAAACAUUUCAUUUCGCAUCCUCAAGUUAUGUCCCGUAUCAUAGAAAAUAAACCACUAAUCUCUGGCUUGACUGGCUGUAAACGUAAUUAUUUAAGGGACCGUUCACUUGAAUCAUUUACCUAUUAUUUACUCGUCCUCCUGUUAUUCCAAACCUGUUUGAGUUUCUUCUGUUGAACACAAAGGAAGAUAUAGGGGGGAAUAAACAGCCAUUGACUUGCAUAGUAUUUCAAGAGUUCCCACUUGGCGUUAAUAGCAGGUUUGGCAUUCUGUCCCGGGAGAGAACCCUGAGCUCGGAGAUACUUGAGGGCAAAGUCAAUAAGCAUAUAAGGGGAUCUGAGAUCAGGUAGGUCUCGAGAGCUCCCCUUUAGAAAAGGGAGGAAAAGGAGGAGAUGGGGUGGAAGGGGGGAUUCUUCCAAAACGAAGAAAGAGCAGUAGGGGGAAAACGAUCCAUUUAUAGUAAACUAGGAUCACUCUGAUUGGAUUAUUAGUGAUUACAGAUGAGCAGCCAGGCGUGCUCAAUCAUAUCACGUGCUCUUCUCGAAAUUAGUUUAUGAAACUUGAUUUCUUGUUCCUACUACUGAUAUCAGUGGCUGCUUUAUUCCAACGUUCCUUAAAAAACUAUUGUGUUCAACAAGAAAGAAAGCCAUUAAAGUUUAGAACCACUUGAGUGUGAGUAAACAUUGAGGAAAUUUUAUGUGUACUGUCCCUUUAAGGUGUUUGCGUAGUUGCUGCUCUUUGCUUUUGCAGGGUGGCAUCAUUAAAUCCCUGCUGUUUCAGUGUUUUUGAGCCAUGUGCCAUGGUAUUCUUCUGCAUAUAAACAAAAAACAUGUUAAAAAACACAGGGAAAUCAUAUCAGUGUGUAUUUGAAAGCAGGUUUGUCUUGAAAUGUCUCUCUUAUAAUGAUGUCUGAAUUUACCUCAAGUCAUAAUGUAAGGCACUUUUGAAAGAACUAAAUAAACGUCUCUCUACACUCCA